CCAGUUCGCUCCCUUCUCUUUGAUUUCUCUCCAGAUAUCGCAGACAAGAAAAAGGAUUAAUUUGGGACUUACCUGUUCCCAAUCUUGAAAAUCACGAGCUGUGGAAAACAAAUUGAAGAAUAGAAGAAAUCCUCUGGCAAUUCUGCAACUAUGUCUAUGAAGAAAGAGGUGGUCAUUCGGCAGGUCUGGGCCGAUAAUUUACAAGCAGAGUUUGAUCUUAUUAGGCAAAUCAUUCCUCACUAUCCUUUUGCUGCAAUGGAUACCGAGUUUCCUGGAGUGAUCUUUCAUCCAAAUAUUGAUAAAAGAUUAUAUCCUCGUCUCCAUCCUGUUCACAACUAUCAACUCAUGAAGGUGAAUGUUGAAGCUUUGAAUAUCAUUCAACUGGGGCUUGUGCUCUCUGAUGCAGAUGGGAAUUUGCCCGAUUUUGGAAGCGAUGUAUGCUACAUCUGGGAAUUCAAUUUUCGGGAUUUUGAUGUUGAUAGAGACCGUUGCAAUAUGGAUUCUAUUGAACUCUUAAAGAAUCAAGGAAUAGACUUUCAGAAGAACAAGGAAAAGGGGAUUCACUCUUGCCAUUUUGCUAUUCUGUUUUUAAAUUCUGGACUAGUGUGCAAUUACUCUCAUGUAACUUGGAUUACUUUCCAUGGUGCCUAUGAUUUUGGUUUCCUGAUGCGCAUUUUGAUUGGGAGAGAAUUGCCAAGUGAUAUUGGCACCUUUAUGAGAAUGGUGAGAUUUUACUUUGGUUGGAGGGUUUACGAUGUCAAGUACAUGGCAAGAUUCUGCGAUGGAUUAUAUGGAGGUUUGGAGAAGGUGGCAAAUACAUUGAAGGUGGAGCGGGUGGCUGGGAAGAGCCAUCAAGCCGGAUCAGAUAGUUUACUUACUCUGCAGACAUUCAUAAAGAUGACAAACAUAUUUUUCACAGGAAAGAUAAAGCAAUUGAACAUGUAUAAAGGUGUUUUACAUGGUCUAGAGGUGAUGUAUUGAAGUUGUUCAUAGCCGUGAGUUCCAGGUUCCCAAGAGUG
Molecule: messenger RNA, 1019 nt
Organism: Vitis riparia (riverbank grape)
Lineage: Eukaryota; Viridiplantae; Streptophyta; Magnoliopsida; Vitales; Vitaceae
Product: probable CCR4-associated factor 1 homolog 11
Exons: 1
Coding region: 151-981 (276 amino acids)
Cellular component (GO): CCR4-NOT core complex; P-body; CCR4-NOT complex
Molecular function (GO): poly(A)-specific ribonuclease activity; nucleic acid binding
Source: RefSeq, a predicted model, not a curated record